AUGAUCGUUUCCAACGUGAGCCUGAGCUGUGCGUACUGUCCCGGGGGAGGAGCCGGUGGCACGGAGGCGACGGAUGCGUACGAAGAGGUGUCCGGUGCUCUCUCUCCUCCGUCCCUGAGCCCUACGGGGCACCUGGUGGUGGCGGUGUGCCUCGGCUUCAUCGGGACUUUCGGGUUCCUCAGUAACUUCCUGGUGCUCACGCUGUUCUGCCGGUACCGGACUCUGCGUACGCCCAUGAACCUCCUGCUGGUGAGCAUCUCUGCCAGCGACCUUCUGGUCAGUGUCCUGGGCACCCCGUUCAGCUUCGCGGCCAGCACCCAGGGGCGGUGGCUGAUCGGACGCGCUGGGUGCGUUUGGUACGGGUUCGUUAACGCAUGUUUGGGCAUCGUCUCCCUGAUAUCCCUGGCCGUUCUGUCCUAUGAGCGCUACUGCACCAUGAUGGCACCCACAAUGGCCAACGGCAGAGACUACCGCCCUGCGCUAGGAGGAAUCUGCUUCUCCUGGCUUUACUCUGUGGCCUGGACUGUUCCUCCACUGCUGGGCUGGAGCAAAUAUGGGCCGGAGGGUCCCGGCACAACCUGCUCAGUCGACUGGAGGACCCAGACUGCGAACAAUAUCUCCUACAUCGUUUGCCUGUUCACCUUCUGCCUGGUCCUGCCCUUCGGUGUCAUCGUCUACUCCUAUGGCAAGCUGCUGCAUACUAUCAGACAGGUCCGCAGUGUGAGUUCGGUGGUGACCCGUCACAGAGAGCAGCGGGUGCUGGUGAUGGUCGUCACCAUGGUGGUGUGCUACCUGGUCUGCUGGUUGCCGUACGGCGUCGCUGCUCUGCUCGCGACCUUUGGGCCCCAUGACCUUUUAACUCCAGAGGCGAGCAUCACGCCAUCACUGCUGGCAAAGUUCUCCACAGUCAUCAACCCUUUUAUCUAUAUAUUCAUGAACAAACAGUUCUACAGGUGUUUUAGGGCAUUCCUCAAGUGCUCCACCCCCGAGCGAGGCUCCACCUUAAAGACAUUUUCACGGGCAACCAAGACACUCCGCACUGUCCGCCAGGAGAACGAUGUCCACGUGUCUGCUCCAGCCCCCUCCUCUGCCCUGCCCACGCCCAACUCCAUCCACGGGUCCUCGCAGGGGGCCAAUCACAUGGCGGCUCCAUCGGCAUCAAAUCAAGACUCUGCCGCCUCCCACUCGCCUCCCGCUAACAGCCCCAAACCUAAACUGAUUCUGGUGGCUCACUACAGGGAAUAAGAGCAGAGAAACAACAGCAACAGGAGCUCAAUGUUUAGAGAGGGAGCAACGAGCAGGGGUGCAGGUCUCCAAUUAAGAAAAAAAAUCCUCUUAAUAGUAGAAAAUAUCGAGCGCAAAGUGAGCUCAGUGGGAGUCUUAAAUACAAGCUGGGAUGUUUUAAUCCCAGAACACUUUAUCGUUGCUCUGUGCAGUCGGCGAACAGGGAUACACACAAAAUGCCAUUCUCAUCCUGCUUAGCAGAGGCACUGUAUACAAAGCAGAAGAAAGAUAUGAAGACUAGGGCUAAACAUACUGUAAUUCUUCAUGUUAAGAUUACAGACUUCUGCCAAUAGAAUGUACUUGCUGAAAUCACAUCCAUCGUGCUCAAGCGCACAAAGGUUGCAUUAAAGCUCACUUACCUUUGCAUAGAGUUUUUCAAAAAGGGCCUCGAAGGAUGGAGGAACAAACUCUCAUUAGUUUAUGCAGUUUUUUUCUUGGUACAGUGAAAUGGCGCCCGUUUCUUCCGUUCACCAGGGUGAUUAAUUUUAGUUUAUUUUAUGGAAAAAGGUCAGGGCUUUAGAGUCAGAACACUACCCACACAGAGCCAACACGGAGAGGCUGAUUACAAAAAGAGACAUCCGCUGUUUGGAAAAAUUGAUGCCUGGUUUUACAAAAGUGCUUGAAAGUAACUCACGCUGUGGGCAAGCACUGAAGAGAUUAUUCAUCCUUGGAGAGCUCUGCUUGCAAAACAAAUGUUUAAGAGGACAUACUCAUGUUUGAGGAAGAUACAUAUAAAGUAGCUUUCGGAAAUUAAGUGUUUCUGGAAUAAAACCCUUUAUUUGUGUGGAUUCAGAUGUGUAUAUUUUUGGAAGAUUUGUUAAUGAAUGUGAAGUGUGUAGAAUCUUAAGGGGAAAGUGUGUUAGCUACGUGCCAAGAAUUGGCAUGUUUAUUAGGCCGGUAUUAGCAUGUUAGCAACGGACACGGAAAUAAGCACGAUCGCACUUUAUUGAUUCAGACGAACCAGAUGGAGAGGAAGACGUGAAAUUGCUUUCGCGCUGCCCCAGUAAUACAAUUACAAAAAAUUUAAAAAUCCACAUAAAUAGGUCAAGCCUUUUUUUUUCCUUGUGUUGAUGAGGUAUCUUUGUUACACAACUAAAUAACAUUCCUUCUUAAUCAGAGAAAUAAUUCAGGAACAUUUUGGAGAAGCACAUCGUUCUUUGGUGGAGAUUUCGGUUGUCACUGUUUGGUGAUUUAUUCUUUUUUUAAAGUGAGAUAUUUUGUCGGCUAAAGUGUGUUAGUAGAAUUUUUCUUUAAUUCGGUUGAAGAAGGGAUUAAGCAUUUUUUUUUCUUGACCCCGUUUCCAUGUCUGAUAUUUGAGGAUCUCGUACAGAGCGUCAAAGAUCUAUUGAACAAUUUUAUGCAGUUCAGAACUGAGAAGGUUUUUAGUAUGCCUUUAUUUCCUCUUUGCUGCAUUUAGGCCCUCUGUCAUUAAUGCUGGGACUAUGGAAGCCAUUAAAGGAAUAUUUCACCAUGUUAUGAGGGACAUGUAAAGAGAUUUCACUGUUUCGAGUUGUCUCGGUGUUUCUGUAGCUGCUGUUUCUCUUUGUUUAGUGGAAAAGUGAUUUUGU
Molecule: messenger RNA, 2852 nt
Organism: Toxotes jaculatrix (banded archerfish)
Lineage: Eukaryota; Metazoa; Chordata; Actinopteri; Toxotidae
Gene: tmtopsb
Product: teleost multiple tissue opsin b
Exons: 4
Coding region: 1-1245 (414 amino acids)
Biological process (GO): G protein-coupled receptor signaling pathway; visual perception
Cellular component (GO): photoreceptor outer segment; membrane
Molecular function (GO): G protein-coupled receptor activity
Source: RefSeq, a predicted model, not a curated record